Molecule: messenger RNA, 1523 nt
Organism: Coffea eugenioides
Lineage: Eukaryota; Viridiplantae; Streptophyta; Magnoliopsida; Gentianales; Rubiaceae
Product: E3 ubiquitin-protein ligase SINAT5-like
Exons: 3
Coding region: 349-1368 (339 amino acids)
Biological process (GO): ubiquitin-dependent protein catabolic process; multicellular organism development
Cellular component (GO): cytoplasm
Molecular function (GO): ubiquitin protein ligase activity; protein binding; zinc ion binding
Source: RefSeq, a predicted model, not a curated record
UCCAAACCGCUCUGGCAAAAGUGAGAGCCACCCCCCGCUCCCGAUGUUUGGAGAGGCAGAAGAAUAAGAAAAAAAAAAAUCCCCCAAUCAAAAAAAAGAAAGCAUUAUACUCUCUCUCCUUGUUUCCUUUUCUUCAUCCUUGAAGAGAUCAAAACCUGAAACAAUUUGACCACCGCAUUCUGCAUAUUCAAGCCCCAUUACAGCCCCAGAACACAUACUAAUUGCUAGUAUUAUCCCUUUUUUUCUUUUAAAUAAAACUGUUAGUAGUAAUUGUUUCAGGUUUGUACAUAAUUGUUCCCUUUUUUUUUUUUUAAUUUUUGUUUCUCGUUGAAGAUUUGGGUUUUAUGAAUGGAAUCAGAUAGCAUUGAAUGCAUAACAUCUUCAGAUGGAAUUGUUGAUGAGGAUGAGAUCCACCCCCACCCCCACCCUUCUUCUCAUUUGAACAUUCAUUCCCAGUUUUCAUCCUCUACAAAAUCAUCCCACAACAUCAAUCUCAUCAACAAUAAUAACAUCAUCAACAACCAAAAUGCUGGGGUCCUGAUUCCUUCCUCUCCCAGUGUCCAUGAGCUCCUUGAAUGCCCCGUUUGUACCAAUUCUAUGUACCCUCCAAUCCAUCAGUGCCACAAUGGGCAUACGCUCUGUUCCACCUGUAAAGUGAGGGUACAUAAUCGCUGUCCAACAUGUAGGCAGGAGCUUGGUGACAUAAGAUGUUUAGCACUAGAGAAGGUGGCUGAAUCACUUGAACUACCGUGCAAGUAUUGCUCCCUUGGAUGCCCUGAGAUCUUCCCUUAUUACAGUAAAUUGAAACAUGAGGCUGUGUGUAAUUUUAGACCUUACAACUGUCCAUAUGCUGGUUCAGAGUGCUCAGUUCUUGGUGAUAUUCCUCACCUAGUUGCGCAUCUGCGAGAUGAUCACAAGGUGGACAUGCACUCUGGCUGCACUUUUAAUCACCGUUAUGUCAAAUCUAAUCCUCGAGAAGUAGAAAAUGCUACAUGGAUGCUAACUGUUUUUAAUUGUUUCAGCCACUACUUCUGCCUGCAUUUUGAAGCUUUUCAACUUGGCAUGGCUCCUGUUUAUAUGGCGUUUCUUCGAUUUAUGGGAGAUGAGAUGCAAGCUCGGAACUUCAGCUACAGCUUGGAGGUUGGAGGCAAUGGCCGGAAACUCACCUGGGAGGGCACUCCUAGAAGCAUUAGAGACAGUCACAAGAAAGUCAGGGACAGCCAUGAUGGUCUGAUUAUACAGCGCAACAUGGCUCUGUUCUUUUCUGGUGGAGACAGGAAAGAGCUCAAGCUACGUGUAACGGGGCGAAUAUGGAAGGAACAGCAGAAUCCAGAAAACGGGGCAUGCAUACCUAAUCUCUGUAGUUAAAAUUACUCCCAGUACACUAAUCUAUCUGUACCUUUGCUGAUUUUUUUUCUUUCUCACGUUAUAUGUGCCUUGAGAUGUCCAAAAUCAUUGAAUAUGUGCAUCAAUUGGCCGGAGUUGAUUAAUAAACUCUCUCGCUUUCUUGGAAUUGUUGCUUA